This is a messenger RNA of Nannospalax galili (Upper Galilee mountains blind mole rat), 4011 nucleotides long. RefSeq names its product WSC domain containing 2 (gene Wscd2). The record is from RefSeq and is a predicted model, not a curated record. Lineage: Eukaryota; Metazoa; Chordata; Mammalia; Rodentia; Spalacidae. Bases 732 to 2426 code for a protein of 564 amino acids. The transcript is spliced from 10 exons.
GGACAAGCAGGACCCGGCUGCGCUCGCUGCUCAGCGCUGCGGCCCCGGCUGGGCGACCUCGGGCGGCGGCUGAGCUCGGCGGCGGAGUUCGCAGACGGCGCAUCCCCAGCUGCUACCAGUGGGGAGCUUAGAGCGGUCUGGGAGGGCUGGAUGCACCCAGCUGCUGCGUCGUCAUGACAACAGGAGAUGGAGGUGGUAGCUCUGUGCCCUGAGGCUUGACAAGGUGGAGACCCUCCAGCACCCAGGAGGUGACACUCAGAGCUUGGUUCUGCAUUGGAGCUGGAGGAGAGGCCAGCAUCAAAUUCCUCAGUGAACUAAUCUGUCUUAGGAAGCCUAAGAAGCUGAGAAAGGACAGGAGUGGCCUACAGCCUCUGAGGACCUUAGGACAUCACCCCUCUCCCUUCAAUCACCGUCAUUGAAGUUCUCUGAGAAUGCUCUGGGCUGAAGAACAAAAUGUAGGAAAAUGGGACCACCUCCUGUAGGUCCCCUUUCAUUGCCACUUUUCAUUGCCCCACCUUGACCUUGGGAGUCCAGUGACUUCUGUCUUCUCUCUUGGCCUUAGCCAAGCUGUGGGCUUGCCCUUCCCCUCUGGCCUCAGUAAUCUCUGCAAAGGGAUUCAGACUGCCAUGCCCCAGCAUUCCAUCCCUAAGGAGAUCUGGGAAAUCAAGCCUUCUGUGCCCCUCCUCAGCCUGUUAGCCCAGCCCUGAGAGCCCUUCCGGAAUGAUCCCGCUAUGGCCAAACUCUGGUUCAAGUUCCAGCGGUACUUCCGCAGGAAGCCCGUGCGCUUCUUUACCUUCCUGGCUCUCUACCUGACCGCUGGGAGCCUCGUCUUUCUGCACUCAGGUUUUGUGGGCCAGCCUGCUGUUCCCCAGAACCAGGCUAGCCCUGCCAUGGGGAGCCCAGCUGAAGGUGCUGAACUGCCUUUCCUGGCUGAUUUACACCUGGGCAGAGGCUUCCGGGACACAGGGGAGGCCUCCAGCAUCGCCCGUAGGUAUGGACCCUCAUUCAAGGGCAAGGACACCAGUGAGAGAGCCAAGCUGGGUGACUACGGGGGAGCCUGGAGCAGAGCCCUCAAGGGGAGGGUUGUCCGGGAGAAGGAGGAGGAGCGAGCCAAAUACAUCGGCUGCUACCUGGACGACACCCAGAGUCGGGCCCUGCGAGGCGUGUCCUUUUUUGACUACAAAAAGAUGACGGUUUUCCGUUGCCAGGACAACUGUGCUGAACGGGGUUACCUGUAUGCUGGGCUGGAGUUCGGAGCUGAGUGCUACUGCGGCCACAAGAUCCAGGCAGCCAACGUGAGCGAGGCAGAGUGUGACAUGGACUGCAAGGGAGAGAGGGGCAGUGUGUGUGGGGGCAUCAACCGCCUUUCAGUCUACCGGCUGCAGCUGGCCCAGGAGUCCGCACGCAGGUAUGGAAGUGCAGUAUUCCGAGGCUGUUUCCGCAGGCCUGACAACCUCUCCUUGGCCUUGCCUGUGACGGCUGCUAUGCCGAACAUGUCAGUGGACAAGUGUGUGGAUCUCUGCACAGAGAAGGAGUACCCCCUGGCAGCUCUCGCAGGCACUGCCUGUCACUGUGGGUUUCCUACCACGCGAUUCCCUCUCCAUGAGAGAGAGGAUGAGCAGCUGUGUGCACAGAAGUGCAGCGCUGAGGAGUUUGAGAGCUGCGGGACCCCCAGCUACUUUAUUGUGUACCAGACACAGGUCCAAGACAAUCGCUGCAUGGACAGACGGUUCCUUCCAGCCAAGUCCAAGAAGCUCAUUGCUCUUGCCAGCUUCCCGGGAGCCGGCAACACGUGGGCUCGCCACCUCAUCGAGCUGGCCACCGGCUUCUACACUGGCAGUUACUAUUUCGAUGGCUCCCUGUACAACAAAGGGUUCAAAGGUGAGCGAGACCACUGGCGCAGCGGGCGGACCAUCUGCAUCAAGACCCACGAGAGCGGCCAGAAGGAGAUCGAGGCUUUCGACGCGGCCAUCCUGCUCAUCCGCAAUCCCUACAAAGCCCUCAUGGCUGAGUUCAACCGGAAGUAUGGAGGCCACAUAGGCUUUGCCGCCCAUGCCCACUGGAAGGGCAAAGAGUGGCCUGAGUUCGUAAGAAACUAUGCCCCCUGGUGGGCGACGCACACACUGGACUGGCUCAAGUUCGGCAAGAAGGUGCUGGUGGUUCACUUUGAGGACCUGAAGCAGGACCUGUUCGUGCAGCUGGGUCGUAUGGUCAGCUUGCUGGGUGUGGCUGUCAGGGAGGACCGGCUGCUGUGUGUGGAGAGCCAGAAGGAUGGCAACUUCAAGCGCUCAGGGCUGCGCAAGCUGGAGUAUGACCCAUACACGGCCGACAUGCGCAGAACCAUCGCGGCCUACAUCAGGAUGGUGGACACAGCCCUGCGAGGCCGCAACCUCACUGGGGUGCCAGAUGACUAUGGUCCGAGAUGAUGUGGUAGCCUGGAGAGGGGCAGGACUCAAGAUGCCCCCGUGAUCCCACUGAGCUGGCCUCCCUUUGGCUUGGAGACAGCCCUGAGCUCCUGUCUGCCUUGAGUGAGGCCCCUCAGAGGCACAUGCCCUCCCCUGGAGAUGUGGGCUGCCAGCUCUGAGGAGUUCCCUUCACACAACAGCUUUCCUAUCAUUGCUACUGGUGGGAGGAAGGCUGUGUCAUGGAGACUCACUAACUGCCCCCACAGUGAUUGGGGUGGGAGAUUUCAAUGUGACAGCUGAAGGUUGGCUAUAAGCAAUGACCCUCCAGCUGACUAUGUAGCCCCCUCUCCCUCCCCACUGGCAAGCACUGGCUCUGACCUCUCUCAGUCCACCUCUGUGUAGAAGACAGGACCUGUCUCUGUGGCCUCAACUUUCUAAUGUUCUGGGCAGAGUUGGAAGACUGGUACUUGGCAGCACUGUGGGAACUAUCCCCGGGGAGGCCACACCACAUUUGAGAUCUAAACUGGGUGCCUUUCCAUCCCCCAGGGCUCAAGUCCUACCUUUUGCUCCCCAUAGUGUGCCUGGGGGAGUAACUUUGGGGUCCUUGGUCCCUGAUCCUCUUCCGGUCCCUUAGGCACCAAGGAUUAUCUCGGCAGGCCAGCCACAUGCCAUAUACAGAACCCUGGUGACCCAUCUCUCCAGGGUGGGGGGUCCAACACAUCCAUCCUACACUGCCCUUCCGACCCAUUAACAAGGGGGUUCCUUUACUAUCCAUGGGGAUAGAACAAGAGUACUCCGAGCCAGAGGGAGCCGCACCCACGAGAGUCCCCCUAUCCUCUGAGCCAUCAGCCUCUCUCCCUUUGCUUGUAGCCCAACAGGGCCAGCCACCCCCAUACUGGGGACCCUUGAAAUGGGGUAACAAAUGGCUCUCCAUUUCCAUUACACCGCUGCUCUCUCGAUGCUGAGACACCAAACCAAAGGAUUUCUGACCACCUGAGUUGCUGAUCAUGUUUUUAAAGCAUGUAUCCAGGUCUCGUUACCCCACCUCAGAUUCCCAUGGCUUCCCCUCCAGCCCACAUCUGUACUGUUCCCAUCACAUAGACACAAAAGCCAUAGUCACAACCCCCUUGCUCUUCUGUGUGGAGCAGCCCCCCUGCAGUCUUGGGGUAUAGACAAGCACUUGUUCCCAUCUAGCCAAGGGACUCUGGAGAAGGCGCAUGAAAAGAGAUAUAUUUUUUUAAGAGGACUAUGUCUAACACAUUCCGCCCCUCGGACACUGGCCAUGCAAAAUGAAGGGCCAGGACUGGACCUGCUUCCCUUCUCUGAUGCCCUCAUCUGGAGGGUUUGGGCCACCCCAGGGCUCGGCCGGGGGCUCUGAAUGUAUUUUGUACGUAUCUCUCCCCGCUCCCCCAGGCUAAUUUCUAGUCUUUCACAAGGCAGUAAAGGGCCUGGCCUCUUCUCCUGCUUGGAGGUUGCCUCUUUCUGGGAGACUCUGGGUCCAGGACCUGGCCAUUUCCUUGCUGGUGGUCACCUCUGGCCACGAGCUUUCUGUCUAAAGAUUCCUCAGGUCAACACAAUCAUUAAAGGAGAGUUUUGUUGAUAAUUC